Heterobilharzia americana is the source of this 724-nucleotide messenger RNA. NCBI's taxonomy places the organism in Eukaryota, Metazoa, Platyhelminthes, Trematoda, Strigeidida, Schistosomatidae. The record is from the annotation of a GenBank genome assembly.
AACUCAAAAGGAAGGAAAGUCACAGUCAUACAAUGCUACGCUAUGCAUCUACAAAUAAUGCAGAUGAAGAGACAACUGCAAUCAGUACUGGACAAGACCCCACUUCAGAUGGAAACAUCAAAAUUCCAAUGGGCGACAUGAAUGUCAAACUCGGAGUGGACAACACAGGAAGAGAAGUCAUCAUGGGUCGAGAAGCACUAGGUGAAAUGAAUGAGAAUGGAGAACUGUUUGCAGACUUCUGCACCUUCAAUGACUUGAUGAUUGGAGGCAGGGUGUAUAAACACAAGAAUAUUUACAAAGCGAGCGACAUGGAUUUCACCAGAUGGACACACUAAAAACCAGAUCAACUUCAUUUUAAUCUGGCGAAAGUGGUGACACAGCCCACUGGACACAAGAUCAAGAAGGGGAACAGAUGUAGGUAGAUUCAUACCACUCACUAUCUAGUGCAAGGAACCUGCCUUCAAAAUCAAGUUGAUCGCCUUCACGCAAGCUGAUGAUAGACCACAGUUUAAGUUCAACACCCAGAACAGAAACUGAACUGAAGGACGAAACUACAAAGGACAUCUUCACAUCAGUCAUCAGGAAAAAAUGGGUGACAUCCCCGAGGAAACCCACGUGGGAGAACACUGGAACUCUGUGAAAGCGACGUGGAAGGAAACCUGCAUAACCGUGUUAGGAAGGAAGAAGAAGUAAGACAAGUAAUGGAUCUCGACGGACACAUGGA